This is a messenger RNA of Mesorhabditis belari, 1335 nucleotides long. Lineage: Eukaryota; Metazoa; Nematoda; Chromadorea; Rhabditida; Rhabditidae. The record is from the annotation of a GenBank genome assembly.
AUGGCAACGAAUGAGAUUCAUGGAAUUUUAUAUGAUGAUGCACGGAAACUUCUUGGCGAGGACGAGUUGUACUGUGUUUUCAAAAAUUUGACUUUUGGCUUUUUCGCUCUUCAUAAUAAAGUCGAGUUUGGGUGCUUUUCAUGUGAUUCAAAAGAAAAUGAGAUUCUCUUCCAUAAAUUGAACGAUGAAUUGAAAAAAAGGGAAAGCCUUCCGGAUUUUACCCACGUCACAGCAGGAAAGGAUGUCUUUCACUUCUGUAAUUGGUUAGAGCUGUUAAUGGAGCAAUCUGAAACAUCACCUGUACUCGACCCAAAUCAGAAUCCCAUAAACUCUUUUGCUGCAUGGAUUAUUCUCUUGUGCAUGAGUUUUUCGAUUAUAAUAAUCUUAGCUCUUUGGGUAUGGAAAAGAAAUUGUGUUCAGGAGAAAAGCUCAUUUAAUGGAAAGCAAAUGGAUGAGAAUUUGGAAAUGCUCAACAUCACAAAUCCCACCGGUCCAACAUUUGAGGAAAGUGAGAUUGGAAAUGGAGCACACGGAAGAGUUGUUGUUUUGAAAGGAUACCCUGAACCAGCUGUCAAAAAAAUUCUGACCUCAAAAGAUCCACAAUAUCUCGAUCGUUUCAAGCAAGAAUUCGAGUUUUUAAAAGCUUUGAAGCACCCUCAUGUUGUGAAAUUAUUAUGGAACAUUGUCAACGUGGAGAUCUAUCUCGUCGUGAGUGAUUUAAAAAAAGAAAACAAAUUUCCAGUUUUACUCGAUCCAACGAUCGUCUACUCGAUGAAAAUGGUCAUUACUUGGGGCGAGCAAUUAUUUGAUGCUGUUCAUUAUAUGUAUCGAGAGAAGAGCGUUGUACAUCGAGACAUUAAACCGGACAACAUUUUUGUCACAAUGAGUUUCGACUUGAAAAUUGGCGAUUUUGGUCUAGCCAAGCACAUCGAGAAAACGUGUGUGGGAAGUUGUGUCGGCACCCAUCGUUAUAUGAGUCCCUCACAAGACUCGAAUGAGUCACAGCAAGCCUCCCAUCGAAAUGAUGUUUAUGGAUUGGGACUUGUUUUGUGGGAAAUCGUUGAGAGAAGCAAACCGAAUUGUCCAGAACAACUACAGGCGAUCAUUGAAAGAUGUGCCAACUUUGAUCGUGAAGCCAGACCGAAAGCGAGCGAGAUUCUUCAUCAGAUUCUCUUCAUCAAAAAAGAAGAUGUUUUCAUCAAAGCGUUGAAGUUUUUGAUCGAUCAGACUGAACAAACAACGAUUUUUCGUCCUAUCGGUUUUGAUAGAACGGAGGAGAGAGUUCCAAUUGAUGGAAUGACUUCCAGUUAUCACGAUCUUCUUCCACACCAUGCA